AUGGCCACAAAGCAGAGAUUUAUCACCUGUCCCAAGAAUACAUCUGUGGGUCUCAGAGCAUGCCCAGAGCAAACGUGACGCAACCCUGUGAACUCCAGCACAGAACACUCCCACUAACAAAAACAGAAGCCAUCGGGGCAGCCAGCCUUACAGAAGAGGUCACGGCCAGGCCUGGGAACUGCUUAAGAAAAGAAAACACCCGCCCUAAACUUCAGCUCACUGCUUUGCUAAAUGCACAAAUGUGUCUCUUUUGAACCCAGCUCAAAGCUGAUCUCUGUGGAAGGACGCCCGAGUGCACUAAAAUAGCGCUGCCCAGCUGCAGCACUGACAUUUGGAGCACAGCAGGCAGAGCAGCAAGGCACGGGCAGCAGCUCCGAAGCGCGCACUGACAGCCGAGGAGGAGCCCAAGGACCUCACUGCUGGGAGGAACACACCAAUGAGCGCGGCAGGGCAGCGCAGGAGGCUUCGCUGCGAGCAAUCGCUCCACUGGGGGACAGGCCCUGUGCUAACGAUGCAAGGCUCUCGAGACCCUUAGCACCUUCAUUAAAGCACCGCAGCAGUCCAAUCAGAAAGGAACAAAGACAUUGUAAGAUGUUCAACUCCAGCACAAACUCCUCGGGAAGCAGCUGCAGUAACAGCACAGUAAUAACGAAGACAGUCAUUCCCCUGAUCUACUGCCUGAUUUUCGUGGUAGGACUGCUGCUGAACGGCGUGGCAGCAUGGAUCUUCCUGUGCAUCUCCAGCGAGAAGAGUUUCGUCGUCUAUCUCAAAAACAUCGUUGUUGCAGAUCUCCUAAUGAGUUUGACAUUUCCUUUCAAAAUUCUUGCCGAUUCGGAAAUCGCACCUCCACAGCUCAACACAUUUGUGUGCAGAUACUCUGCUGUUGUUUUUUAUGCAAACAUGUACAUCGGAAUAACAUUUUUUGGCCUCAUAGGUUUUGACAGGUACUACAAAAUCGUGAAGCCUUUAUUCGCCUCCUUUGUUCACACGGUUCACUACAGUAAGGUUAUCUCCGUCAUCAUAUGGCUAUUGAUUAUGUUUAUAACGCUUCCAAAUAUGAUUUUAACUAACGAAAUCCCUAAAGCAAAUUAUUCCAGAAAAUGCAUCGGUCUUAAAAGCGAGCUUGGCAAGCAGUGGCACAAGGUGUCAAGUUAUAUUUGUACAGGGAUUUUCUGGAUUGUUUUCCUCCUACUCAUCAUUUUUUACACUUCAAUCUCAAAAAAAAUAUACAGCUCCUACAAAAAAUUCAGACGGAACUCGGACUUCGCUAAGAGAAAAACCAGCCGUAAUAUAUUCACCAUCAUGUUCGUGUUUGUGCUCUGCUUCGCGCCGUACCACUUCUGCCGAAUCCCGUACACCCUGAGCCAGACCAGCUCACGCUUCGACUGCCGCUCACAGAGAGCUCUGUUCCACGCCAAGGAGUUCACUCUGCUAUUAUCUGCUGCCAACGUGUGCCUCGAUCCCAUUAUUUAUUUUUUCCUCUGCCAACCUUUUAGAGAAAGGCUGUACCAAAAACUGCACCUCAAGCUGAAAACGUCAGGUGAGGCUGAAAUUACCAAAUCGAGGAGAUCAAACACGCUUCAGGAAAGCGUGAACAUCCUGUAAGGUCAGGUCUGUGGAAUAACGCAGUCUUGAAAGUUACCCCAAAACGCAAACACUGACACUGCAGAAAGAAACUGAACAGAUGAUGACCAGCAAUAAACCAAAAAAUGUUUCAAGCACAAAAUACCAAGCAGUGUUCCUCUAUAUAGAAAGUCUAUUGCGUGCUGUCAGUGUACUUACUAUGUGGUAUUUCAGCUGACGCUGUGUGCAGUGUGACCUAUCUGGAUCUCAGAAAACAGUAACUGGAACAAAACAUUCUGGAGUGCCAGGCCACAGUUCUGAAAGAAUUAUCCAAUAUCCCAGCCACGAACUGCCCUCAUUUCUCAUGAAGCCAGGCAGGACACAUCUGAGGAGCAGCAGGGCAGCCCAAAGGGGAACAACAGAUCAUCCCAGCUCAACCAGAGCAGACCCCUUGAAGCAACACGAUAAGCUCAGCUGGGCCUCCCUGGCUCAGCCUCUGCCCUUGAGAGCUCUCUGUGCAUUCACCAACUCAGACAGCAAAGCCUUUAAUGAAGUGCUCAAAUGCUUUAAUGAACUGCCAAAGAAAAGGCAGCUCUGUGUGUGUGUGUUUGUGUAUGCGUCUGCAUAUAUAUAUAUAUAGGCAGUUGUGUAUGUAUAUAUAUAUAUAUAUGUAUAUAUGAGGAGUGAUAAAAUCCUCAAAGAUUUGCAUAAAGCCUAAAAACAAAACAAACAAAAAAAACCUAGGUGAAACUUAUAAAAAUAUUUUUACUUUCUUAAGCAAAGUGUUCUACAAGUUUAGAGAAUUAAACAACAUGACUGUUCGUCAUCCUAAGGCAUCAAGAAGGCAGAGAACUUCUAAGAUGCAAUGUUCAAUAUAUGAAAAUGUUUAAAGAGGGAUCCUUCCACACGCUGGUAAGCACCGGGCCGUUGUAUGGGGCUGCUGAAUCACAGCCUGAACCUCUGAUUGAUCACCUGAGGUAAGCAGUGAGUCAGCCAAGGAGCAC
This is a messenger RNA of Meleagris gallopavo (turkey), 2567 nucleotides long. Lineage: Eukaryota; Metazoa; Chordata; Aves; Galliformes; Phasianidae. The record is from RefSeq and is a predicted model, not a curated record.